AUGGCUUCCAUUGAGUCAAAUAACAUUACUUCCAAAUGCUUAGAGGUUUGCGCUGAAUAUACGGUACUUGCCCCGCAGUUUGCCUUCUGCGUAUAUAUGAGCGCCCGGGUGCUAUUAGUGCAUUGGCGCUACUAUAGUGUGCCACUUGCCUCCGAAUUCUUCACUCUGAUCAGCAGUCUUCAAAAUAUGGCAAGACGGUGGGUGGGGAUUUUGUCUGAGAAAAGUCCCAACACUUGUCUACCGGGAAGUUAUGCCAUUCGUCUGAAGAUGGUUUAUAAAAAGAGUCAAAGGGACCCUAGUUUUCGCAUCAGUAUUACCGAUGGCUCAAACGACGGGCUACCACCGGUAGACUCAGUUGAAUGGAAUGAUCUUCAACAGGAUCGAAUGCUGCAACACCCCUCCCUCUCCGCCACCAUGCAGGGACCGUUUGGACCGCAUGAAAAUGAGGCUGAUAUUUCCACGGCCACAAAUUCCAGCAUGGAGUUCUUCCAUCCGGAUGACACCUGCGAAAUUCCAAAUGAUCUCUUGGCCCUAUCCGAAUCGUUCAUCGACCAGCAAUUUACUGAACUUGAACGUGUAAUGCGAUUCGACGGUCCAAUUUUGGCAGACUACUUUAGUCAAACACAUUCAGCUGAAUAA
This is a messenger RNA of Penicillium malachiteum, 639 nucleotides long. RefSeq lists its product as uncharacterized. Lineage: Eukaryota; Fungi; Ascomycota; Eurotiomycetes; Eurotiales; Aspergillaceae. The transcript is spliced from 2 exons. The record is from RefSeq and is a predicted model, not a curated record. The coding region runs from base 1 to 639 and encodes 212 amino acids.